AGGUCAUGCAUGUGUCCAGCGAAUGAUGCCCCCACUCCGGCUGGUGUCCCCACUUCAUCUUCAAGAGUGAGCGGCCAUUUAAUGUAGCAACAACCGAUUGGGGCAACAGCGAGGAAUGGAGAGAACCUGCCGCCGAUACAGAGAUAACAAGCAGCGGUAGAAACUAAGCGGGCUCAUUGUCAGUAGCAUUCCACAGACUAUUCGGUAUCAUCUGUGCAUCGUCUUCGCUCUCAUCCAGUUUAAAUAAAAGCAGCGAAAUAGAGAGGAAAAAAUGGAAUGGUCUUCGUCGGGGUCAGACGACAGCGGAUCCGAGGGCGUGCUGGACGCGUCGCAGAUGGGAAACGCGGAGGCGGUGGCCGGCAACCUGGAGCGGCUCGUGCUGUCGGCCAGCGGUGACAAGCAGGAGAACCCGAAAACGAUGAGCCGCUUCCGCCGGCUACAUACGCUCAACCUCAGUUGCAAUGCCCUGACCGAGGUGCCGUCCGUCCUACAGCAAUGUGCCAAGCUUGAGAAACUGAGUCUCCGAUCCAACAGGCUUACCGACCUGCCCAAGUGGAUGGCUAGCCUGAAAAACCUGCGCCAACUGAAUCUCUCCGGAAACGGUCUUAAACAAUUUCCCUUGCCCAUCCUCGAGUUGACAAACCUCAAAUACUUGUAUAUGGGAGGAAAUGUAUUGGAAUCGCUUCCCUCAGCCAUAGACAAGCUGGAAAAUCUGCAGAUUUUGUACCUUGGUGGGAACCAAUUAGUGGAGGUGCCACACACUUUAGGAAACAUGCUGACCCUGACUGCGUUGGUUUUGUGCGACAACAAAUUGAGAGCGCUCCCUCAGUGCAUCGCGCAGCUGGAAAAUCUGCGUUCACUCCUGCUACAUAAGAAUCAGCUCCGUACGCUUCCUCAGGAAAUCGUCGGUUUAAGGGGAUUAAGAGAGCUGAGUCUACGUGACAACCCGCUGGUGGUGCGUUUUGUGCGCGACAUGGCCCAGCAGGUGCCCACCCUGCGCGAACUGGCUGCGCGUGUUGUCUCCUCGAAUCGGCUCCCAUACUCGACCCUGCCCCUUACCCUGAAGAAGUACCUUGACACUGCCCACCACUGCGUCAAUCCCAUGUGCCAGGGCGUGUUUUUCGACAGCCGCGUGGAGCACGUCAAAUUUGUAGACUUCUGCGGCAAAUACCGAGUGCCCCUUCUGCACUACUUGUGUUCCCAGCGCUGUGCCAACGGUCCGGACGCCGAUCUGCCCCCGGAGGCGGGCCAACGCCUUUUGCGCAAGGUGCUGCUUGGCUGAGUUUGGAGCAACAAACCAGGAAAUCUUGUUAUACGUCUAUAAAUAUACUUGUUGAGGGUGCGCAUCUCUUGCUUCCCGCUCUGACGCACCAACAAAUGAUAUUAACUCGCGUGCCAAAUUCACUGAGAGAAGGACAAACGUAUAAAUGUGUUUACGCUUUACAAACAGACACACGGUAUCUCUGCGCUAACGCUAACCGCCGGACGGGUGGUGGUUUUGUCGGUCUCGUCUGCGAGCUCAAGAGGUCUCUCUUAUCAUUCUUGUAAAAUCUGCACAAAGUUCAAACUAAAAAUGAUAGCAACAUCGUGAUACUAAUUUCUAUACACUAAACAAUAGUUGUACAACUCACAAUUUUGUAAUUAGACGAUACGGUGUAGUUUGGCAGAAAAAUAAAAGAUAUUACUUUGUACAGCAA
Molecule: messenger RNA, 1697 nt
Organism: Cloeon dipterum
Lineage: Eukaryota; Metazoa; Arthropoda; Insecta; Ephemeroptera; Baetidae
Product: leucine-rich repeat-containing protein 58
Exons: 6
Coding region: 272-1282 (336 amino acids)
Molecular function (GO): protein binding
Source: RefSeq, a predicted model, not a curated record